Messenger RNA from Lampris incognitus (smalleye Pacific opah), 2210 nucleotides. RefSeq names its product von Hippel-Lindau tumor suppressor (gene vhl). The transcript has 3 exons. The coding region runs from base 260 to 766 and encodes 168 amino acids. The record is from RefSeq and is a predicted model, not a curated record. Lineage: Eukaryota; Metazoa; Chordata; Actinopteri; Lampriformes; Lampridae.
GAAAGCAGGGGGACGACGAAGCGGCGGCGUCUGCUCGUCCGCAGCGGGAUGUGUCAUGGUUCCCUGCUAUCAAGCCCUGCCUUCAAACCAGACUAUCGUUCGCCGACUCGUUAGAUGAACGGCGAAGUAAUCCGAUGUGAAAACGUAUUUCGCCGCCGUUUUCUGCCGCUGUUAGCCCCCCCCCCCGUCGCCGUUUGUUAGCUAGCUGCGAAGCUAGCUCAAGUAAGAACCCGCUGGAAGCUCGGCCGGACCCACACCGAUGCCUCAAGAGGGAGGAGACCCGCCGCUCCCUCUGGUUCGGUCCCUGAACAGCUGGGUAACGGUUCACGCGGUCUUCUGUAACCGCAGUCCCCGUGUGGUGCAGCCGGUGUGGAUAGACUUUAGGGGAAACCCGCAGCCUUACAUGACCUUACGGCCGGGGACGGGACGUAGAAUGAUCACCUAUGUCAGUCACCCGUGGAUGUUCCGAGACGCAGAGACCGAUGAGCCGCUGAGGGUCAAUUCCAAAGAGCUGUACCUUCCGAAUCUGGCAGCGAACGGAGAGCCUGCGUUAGUCGAAAUUACCUUACCAGUUCUCAGCCUCAGAGAGCGUUCCCUCCAGGUUGUGCGGCGUCUGGUGCGUCCAGAAGACUACAGAAGACUGGAAAUUGCACGGUGUCUUCACGAGGAGCUGGAAGACCAGCCCAGUACGCUGAAAGACCUUCAGUGCAUGAAUCAGAAAAUGGAGCGGCACCUGCUGGAAACGGUGGAGGGCCAGGAGGCAUGAUGGCCCAAAAUGCUGUAGUAUAGAUAGUUUUUAUAUGACUGCUUGUGGUACUUGUAUCACAUGCCGUUUGUCAACAUUGCUAAAACAACCAGCCUCCUCCCUCCGUUAAACAUGGGAUACAUCAAACUAACUCUGUAAGAGCUUCUGUGCGGUUCUUGGAUUAGCUACACAAUACUUUGUUGUAGUGAGGGAACUAUCUAACAUGUUGUAAUGAACCUUAUACCUUUCAGCAGAACCUUUUUGUAUAUCUUAAUGAUAGUAUUUAUUACGAGUAAAAGUUCGUUAUCUCUUCAACGUGGUGAAAGAUGUCUAUUUUGGAAAUUAAAGGCACAACUGUUAAUUGCAAAAAGACCACCAGAUUACUGGGAACAUUUUUAACCGGCGUGUCAGCUGUGCCGCGUUCUGCAGCUGUCCGGGUUUAUUUUACCAGAAUUUAUUUUACUACGUGCUCUUUUGCCCGGCCCAUUGAGGAUGUUGUCACCGUGCUUGCAGUGUAUGAAUGGAUUUUCUGCUCCCAGGCAGAGCUGACACGACCAUUUACACAGAUAGUUUCCUUGGUGACUGUUCAGUAAUUGUCAGCUAGUUUGAAAGUCCCUUGCUGCAUUGAUCUAGAGAACGUUGGCUCGUGUGAGCUACCCUUUAACAGAUACCCAGUCACUCCUACUCGAAAGCAUUCUGCCUUGCUCUCUACUGGUCGGAACACAACAGGGGUUGUGUGUGUGCGACCGGUACGGUUGCAGGCUUAACUGGCAGUUUCGUGGACUUUUGCUUACUACUGACUGAGAGAAAUCCACCAGUCCAGAAGAAAACACGAGGUGCAUGUUUUGUGUCAACCUUUAUUUAAAGCGGUGCAGAUAUAUGUCGGAGGGUAGCACUGGCGAUGAGCCACUUCAUGCCGUGCUGCUUUGGCAGUGAGACAGUUCAGUAUGUCUUGCUGCCAGGUAACAUGACACGAUGCAGGUUUUAAACAGGCACAUCCUAAUUUACUCUACCUUUCAUCAGAGUGGCUCCCCCUAAAGGAUUAGGCCGGCACGUUUGUCAGUUAUGGAGAUGCGUAGGGACCAUGUUAUGUGGCCUCGUCACAAAGUUGUUCAGUUGUGUUCACAUUUAAAGAUGCAAUAAGGGUCAUAUGCUGAUCUAAAUCCUAUUUUCCAGUUGUACAAAGUAUAUUUUUAUUUGUAAUACUUAUUAAUGAAAGGUCACAGGUUAAGCAUGUCUAGCCAAUGUCUAAUUUUGUAUGAAUGCAAGUCAAAGGUGUAGAAAUGUUUUCGUUGUUAAAACAUUUUGCGUUUGCUCGGUUUUUCCACAGGCAUUGCCAGUGUUUAGGUCCUUCGUUUGCUUUUCUACUGAUGCUUCACUCCCACCAGUUUGCCUUGUCUUUCCUGGCUCAUUCCACUCUGCAGUCGACACCAAAAUAAAAACUUGAUGGAAACCUGGAGCUGGU